Linnemannia hyalina is the source of this 4299-nucleotide messenger RNA. The record is from the annotation of a GenBank genome assembly. Lineage: Eukaryota; Fungi; Mortierellomycota; Mortierellomycetes; Mortierellales; Mortierellaceae.
AUGGCGGACAAGGACAAGAAGAAUCCUUCAGCAAAGAUCGAGACUGCCAACUGGCUCUCUUACUUUUCAUUCAACUGGAUUCAGCCACUCUUGAUCCACGGAUGGAGCAACACAAUCGUAGACACAGACCUGGACCUGCUGUCGCAGAACGAUCACGUCAAGGGAAUCACCGACAGACUCCUCAAGGAAUGGACAAAGGAAGUCGAAAAGAAGCAGCGCAAGGCAAAGGAGACGGGCAAACCACAACGACCUAAUCUCUACCUGGUCCUCUUCCGCUGCUUUGGUCUCUACUUCUCUCUUUCCCUUUUCACCGGCUGCCUCGAAUCCGUCUGCAAGAUCAGCGAGGCCAUCCUCAUGGGAUAUGUGAUUCGCUUCAUCCGCGAUCCCGAGGCUCCGACAAGCACAGGAAUGGGCUACGCGGUCGGACUCUUCGUCGUCACCCUCUUCCACGGCACCAUGCACCACCACUAUUUCUUCCCCACCAUGCGCACCGGUCUCUGGAUCCGCCAAAGUGUCAUCUCCCUCAUGUACCGCAAGUGUCUCGCCCUGUCCACCUCCAGCUCCAUCGCCACUGGUACCAUCGUCAACCUCAUCUCCAAUGAUGUGCAGCCGUUCGAAAACACGACACCGUUCAUGCUAUACGCCAUCAUCGGACCUCUGGAGAUGAUUGCUGUCAUGUACUUCCUCUGGAGAGAAAUUGGCGUCGCCUGCCUGUCGGGAUUGCUCGUCUUUGCCCUGUUGCUGCCCCUCCAAACCUACUUUUCUCGCCAUUUCGCCACCAUCCGCUCAAAGACCGUCAACGCCCGUGACGAACGUAUCAGGACUCUCUCGGAUGUCUUUUCAGGAAUCGAGUUGGUCAAGUUGUGCGCAUGGGAGGUUCCCUUCCAGGAGAAGAUUAUGAUGUUGCGCUCGAUCGAGGUCAAAUACAUCUUCAAGGCCAACACUAUGCGUGCUAUCAACAUGGCCAUCUACUUCUUCUUCCAGCCCUUGACCGCCCUCUUUGUCUUUGUCACCUACUGGCUCCAAUACAAGGCAGGAGAUGCCUCCAAGAUUCUGAGCCCCGACAAGGUCUUUGUUUCUUUGACGCUGUUCAACGUAAUGCGCCUUACCAUGACAUCCUUCUUCCCCAAGGCUCUCGAGACCAUGGCAGAGACCAGAGUCUCGGUUCGUCGCAUCACUGAUUUCCUGAUGUUGCCCGAGUUGAGAGGUAUCGAGAACGAGUUCCAGAGUGCUGCCGACGAUGACAACGACAACAAUGAAAAAGAUGCCGGUACCCAGCCACCUUCGGAUCCCGCGGUCUUGGUCGAGAUGGGAAACGCCUCUUUCUCCUGGACAGUCUCCACAUCUGAAAAGAACGAGGUCUUGGAGAUGUCAGCCAAGGAUAAGCGCAAGAACCAGGAAAAGCAUGGCGAGAAGCACGAAUUGGAGCAGAAACAAGGACAGGAACUUGACAGCAGCAGCGAUAACUUGACCGUCCUUAGCCCCACCAAAGCCGUUCUCGAAAACAUCACUAUGACCCUCCGCCGCGAUGAGUUGCUCGCCAUUGUCGGUCCUGUCGGAUGCGGAAAGUCCAGUUUCUGUAUGGCGUUGUUGGGAGAGCUGCCUCUGGUUUCGGGAUCCCUUGCCUUGGCCAAGAACAGCCAGGGCAAGCACCUCAGCAUGUCCUACUCUGCCCAGUCGCCAUGGAUCUUUGCGGGAACCAUCAGGAGCAACAUCUUGUUUGGCUCCAAGUUUGACCAGAAGCGCUAUGACGAGGUCAUCAAGGCCUGUGAACUCACCCGAGAUCUUUCCCUGCUCCCCAAGGGCGAUGAGACGAUCAUCGGAGAGAAGGGUGUCACCCUCAGUGGAGGUCAGCGUGCCCGUGUCUCGCUCGCCAGAGCCGCCUACAGGGAUUCGGAUGUUUACAUCCUAGAUGACCCCCUCUCGGCUGUCGAUCCCAAGGUUGGACGUGCACUGUUCCAGAACUGCAUCAACGGACUCCUCAAGGGUAAGGCCCGUGUCUUGGUUACCCACCAGCUUCAGUACAUCAAGGAUUGCGAGAAUGUCAUUGUUCUCGAGCAGGGCCAGGUCACCCAUGUUGGACGCGUGGACGAUGUGAUGCAGGAGGAGGUUGUUGUUGAGAAGCAGAUCGAUGAUGGAAAAUCGAUCAAGAGUGUCAAGACCCGCGCCAAGUUUGUCGACGUCCUCCGCGAGUUCGCCAAGAAGGCCCCCACUGCUGUCGAGGGCGAAGACGAUGCUAUCAUGAAGGCCGCCAUCAAGGAGGCUACUGCUGCUGAAGCUGCUCUCAAGCGUGUCAAGUCCAAGGAUACCGCCGUGGAGGAUGAUGGGGAUGGUCCCGAGCUCAACCUGACAGUCGAGGAGGUCCAGGAGGGUGACACUCCCUGGAGAGUUUACUACGACUUUUUCCGCUACGGUUCAUCCCCUUUUCGCCUUGUCUUGAUCGUUUUGUCUCUGGCUAGCGCCCAGGCAAUCAUGACUGCCGGAGACUUCUUCUUGUCACAGUGGUCUUCAAGUUCUGGGGAGGAGCAAGAAAGGUCGUACUAUCCUAUGGUCUUUGGUUUAUACUGUCUGGCCACCAUCGUGAUGACCCUAUUCCGAUCCUUUAUCUUCUUCUACUGUGUCACGGAGAGUUCCAAGGGUAUUUUCCAGGCCAUGUUGGAUGCCCUCCUCAAGACCGGACUCGAUUUUUUCCACGCCAACCCCCACGGACGGGUCCUGAACCGAUUCUCCAAGGACAUGGCCAACUGCGACGAACUGCUACCCUAUACCUUCUUUGAUACCAUCCAGAUCUUGUUCAUGUUGUUCGGAUCUGUCAUUGUAGUCUGUAUCGUCAACGCCUGGAUUAUCAUUGCUAUCCCAUUCCUCUUUGCCGGCUUUAUUGGACUUCGCACGAUCUACAUCAGGACCAGUCGUCAAGUCAAACGUAUCGACAGUCAGACCCGUUCGCCUAUCUACUCCCAGCUCUCCGAGACCUUGGAUGGAUUGACUUCGGUACGUGCAUUUGGUGCAGGAGGGCGUUUUAUGGGCCGGUUUGUUGAGGCGCAGGAGGACAAUGGUCGCGCCUUCUUCGCGUACCUGAUCUGCGCGCGUUGGCUUGGUUUCCGUCUCGACGCGCUGUCGGCGGUGUUCUUGGGUAUCACUGCUAUCGCUUGUGUGGCUGUUCGGGAUCCAAACCAGGCUGCGCAGCAGGCUGCGUAUGUCGGAUUAGCUCUCAACUAUGUCACCCAGCUAAGUGGAGAGUUGCAGUGGGCUGUCCGCCAGAGUGUCGAGGCUGCUAUCCAGAUGGUGUCGGUCGAGCGUAUGAUGGAGUAUGCCAAGGUCAAGCCCGAGGAGUCUGGUCGUCACCGCAAGAACCCUGAUGGAUCGAGUGUCAUCCCCAACGGAUGGCCUACGGAGGCCAAGGUCACUUUCUCGGACAUGUCGUUGACCUACCCCCGCGGCGACGGCCCCGUCCUCAAGAACAUUUCGCUCGAGUUCAAGGCUGGCGAGAAGAUUGGUAUUGUUGGUCGUACAGGAGCAGGAAAGUCGAGUAUGAUUGGAGCUAUAUUCCGACUUGUCGAGACUAUGGCUGGCGACCCACCCCACCGCGGUGGUAUCAGCAUUGACGGGAUCGACAUUAGUCAGAUCGGUAUGCACGAUCUGCGCCAGAACAUGGCGAUUAUCCCACAGGAGCCCUUCCUCUUCCGCGGCACGCUCCGGUUUAACCUCGAUCCUACAUCCAAGCAUCAGGAUGCUGAUAUCUGGGCUGCGCUCGAGGCUGCAGAGUUGAAGCGGAUGGUCGAGGGACUUGAGGGUGGACUGGAUGCGGUUGUGGACGAUAACGGCAAGAACUUCAGUAUUGGUGAGCGUCAGUUGCUUUCGCUGGCCCGUGCUGUCUUGCGGCGAUCCAAGAUUAUUGUCAUGGACGAGGCGACGGCCAACGUGGAUUUGCAGUCGGAUAGGAUGAUCCAGAAGGCGAUCCAUACGCAGUUCCAGGGAGCGACGGUGUUUACUAUUGCUCAUCGGUUGAACACUGUUAUUGGCGACUAUGACCGGAUCUUGGUGUUGGAUCAGGGUGAGGUGAUGGAGUUUGACGAGCCCUGGGCCCUGUUGAACUGUCCUCCGGGCGAAUUCCGACCCAGCGAGAUUAUGGGUAAGGACCCGUCUGUGACGACGACGUCUGGCAAGGGAUGGUUGAGGCGGAUGGUGGCGGAUACCGGAUCCGAGAACGAGGCCAAGCUCCGCCAGGCCGCCAAGGAGCAAUGGGACAAAAAGCACCCCUCUACCAGUAUUGGCCCUGGUACCAGCACCAGCUCGUAG